Messenger RNA from Triticum dicoccoides, 507 nucleotides. RefSeq names its product dirigent protein 22-like. The coding region runs from base 1 to 507 and encodes 168 amino acids. The transcript has a single exon. The record is from RefSeq and is a predicted model, not a curated record. Lineage: Eukaryota; Viridiplantae; Streptophyta; Magnoliopsida; Poales; Poaceae.
AUGACAUUCUCUCCCGGGAGGCUCGAGCCGGGCCGUCCGCAUGCGCCUGUUCAUGCACGAGGUGCGCACCGGCCCAGGUGCCACGAUGAUGGGGGUCGUCAACGGCAUAGGGCGGUGGUGCUGCUCGGCCUCAGGGGCGAACCGCCGGUGCGGUUCCGGCAGGUGGUGGUGAUGGACGACGCGCUGACGGAGGGGCCGAGCCCGGCAUCGAGGCCCGUGGGGCGCACGCAGGGGUUUUACGUGUUCUCGUCCUUGCGCGAGCCGGUGCUACUCUUCUCCAUGAACGUGGUGCUUAUGGAGGGGCCGCACUCCGGGAGCACCUUCACCGUCGCCGGCCGUCACAACAUGGUGGAGCCGCUGCGGGAGCUGUCGGUGGUGGGCGGCACGGGGAGGUUCAGGAUGGCGACGGGGUACGUGCUGUGGAGGACGGUGAGCUGGGAGAUGCACGAGAAGGCCGUCAUCGAGUUGGACGUAUUUGUCUACCUCCACGCCAACUCCCAUGCAUGA